CUACGCCACUUGGUGGCAGUAAUGCACCAAUUCGUUGGUUUCUAUCCGCCAGUUAACCUCAAAGAAGAAAAAGAGCAAGAGAAGGCGCAAGGCAAGGUGUCAUCAGUAAGCCUUCCUGACACAAUGGGGCGUCACUUUGGAGACUUGGCCAAGAUAAGACACAUAAUUACUUACAGCAUUUCACCCUUUGAGCAGAGGGCUUUUCCCCACUACUUUUCAAAGGGAAUCCCCAAUGUUUGGAGACGAUUUUCAUCAUCUGUCUUCAGGGUUGCACCUCCUAUGGUUUUGAUGUACCUCACAUACACAUGGGGCAAUCAUGUUCAUGAGCAGAGCAAAAGGAAGAAUGCUGCAGACUUUGACAAGUGAACCAAGACAUCUUUGCAUUCUGUGUCAUUUAUAAAUAAAAAGAAUUGUGUUAAAUGAAAA
This is a messenger RNA of Neoarius graeffei (lesser salmon catfish), 426 nucleotides long. RefSeq names its product cytochrome b-c1 complex subunit 8 (gene uqcrq). Lineage: Eukaryota; Metazoa; Chordata; Actinopteri; Siluriformes; Ariidae. The transcript has 3 exons. Bases 22 to 366 code for a protein of 114 amino acids. Gene Ontology annotation, biological process: mitochondrial electron transport, ubiquinol to cytochrome c. The record is from RefSeq and is a predicted model, not a curated record.